GUUGAUGAAUACGAAGAACUGGAUAUGAAAAGGACGUUGACAAUGAGAGACGGGAAUCAAUGGAUUAGGGGUUACAAUUGGGCAGGAGGUGUUUCAAACAGCGCAGUGCACUGACAACGUUGGCGGACGUGUUUGUAUCGUUCUCUAGUUUUUUUUUUGAGGUUCCAUUACUUUCGCUGCGGGAUUUAUAAACCAUGAGCAAUUCAUGGAAUCAGCCAAAUGAGGACGAUGAAGACGAGUUGUUUAAGACCGAGGAAGUUGACGACUAUAGCAAUCACGACAGCAUUCUUAUGGUUAUUGAUGCCAGUCCUCCUAUGCUCCAGCCGCAAGAAAACGGGGAAAUUCCUCUGCAAUCCGCUCUGGAGUGCGUGAAGUCAGUACUACUCUCCAAGGCGUUCAGUAGCCCGUCUGACUCGGUUGGCGUGUUGGUAUAUGGAACUCGCUCCAAGCAGAAUGAUGCCGGUCACGACCACAUUUACAUUCUACAGAAUAUGGACUCACCUGACGCUCCACGCAUUAAAGAAAUUGAAUCGCUUGCAGCCAAUAUUAGCGGCUUUGAAGAGGAGUAUGGUUCGGUUGCUGACGAAUUUCCACUUGGCAAUGUGUUCUGGACAGCAUCUAACAUAUUCUCACUGAGUACAAAGAAGAAGGGUUCGAGACGCAUCUUCCUUAUUACAAAUGAAGAUAAUCCUCAUUCAACGGAUAUAAGUCUUCGUAAUGCUGCUAUUAGACGCGCCAAGGACUUGUUGGAAGUGGGAAUCCGCAUCGAGUUGUUUGGCAUCGAUAAACCAGAUCAUACUUUCAACAAUGAAAGCUUUUAUUCGUCCAUUAUAGAAUCAGAUGAAGCUAUCAAGACUGCUGAGAGGGAUUCUGCAUUCCAAACACCAGUGGAAGCGCCGAAGUCAUCAGGCAAACUAGCUGAUUUACUUCAGUCGAUACGGCGGAAGCAAAUCAAAAAGCGAUCGGAGUUCCGAAUACCGCUGCAUUUGAACGAUGAAUUAACAAUCGGUGUCGUAGGCUAUGCAUUGGUUCGAGAACAAGUUCGCAGCAGUUACCAAAAAGUCUUAGUCACGGGUGAACAAGUCAAGGAAGUCGAUAGUGUUGUGACUUGGAAAUGUGUAGAUACGGAUCAAUUAUUACUGCCUACUGACAUCAAGUUUUACUAUAAUGUCGGAAGCGAGCCAAUCGUAUUCACGAAAGAUGAACUGGAUACUAUUCGUAAUUUUGGUGAACCGGGUAUUCGAAUAAUCGGGUUCAUGGACCAAAAUCAUGUGCAGGAAUACUGGAACAUCACCCAUGCUUAUUUUAUAUACCCCAAUGAGUAUGAAUACCAUGGUAGCACGAGGACAUUUACUGCCUUAUUGCGAUCGACGGUGAAAAGCAAAAAGGCUAUCUUGUGUUCUAUCAUUCGCAGAACAAAUGCCCUACCAAAAAUAGCCGUGCUACUUCCACAGGAGGAGGCUCUGGAUAAGCAAGGUGUGCAAGUCCGACCCCCUGGCUUUCAUGUUAUCAUCAUGCCUUAUGCAGAUGAUAUACGUCCUGUUCCAGUGGAUCGAUUACCGACGGAAGCGACAGAUGAGCAAAUCGAUGCAGCCAAGGCAUUUGUUGAGAAACUAGCAUUGAAAGGGAGAUUUGAUCCGCUUGUCUAUGAAAACCCUUUUCUACAGCGGCAUUAUGCAGGGCUUCAGGCUGCAGCUUUGGAACAUCCUAUUGAAGCUGUUGUCGAUAAGACGAUGCCCCGAAACGAAGCUAUCUUUAAGAGGAUAGGCAAUGAAAUCCAGGCGUUUAACGAAAUCGUGCAGCGGAGCUCAGCCGCCUCACAGCCCUCUCAAUACAAUCAAUUGGACGAUGAAGUUGAACUGCAUUGGCGAGAGCAAACUCUCAACCAGUGUACUGUGCCCAUUUUGAAGCAAUGGCUGCUCAACAAGGGCCUGGCCGCCAAAGGUCGGAAGGCAGAUUUGAUGGCUCAAGUUGACCAGUACCUUAAAGCUCAUACUCAGUCUUGAGGAAAAGCAGGAAGAAUAUUUUUUACAAUAAAGAAAAAAAAAAAAAAAUUCUAUUCCGUCAUGCUACGGGUGAUAACGUGC
Umbelopsis ramanniana AG is the source of this 2087-nucleotide messenger RNA. RefSeq lists its product as uncharacterized. The record is from RefSeq and is a predicted model, not a curated record. Lineage: Eukaryota; Fungi; Mucoromycota; Umbelopsidomycetes; Umbelopsidales; Umbelopsidaceae. Gene Ontology annotation, molecular function: damaged DNA binding; telomeric repeat DNA binding; double-stranded DNA binding. Bases 195 to 2006 code for a protein of 603 amino acids. The transcript is spliced from 14 exons. Gene Ontology annotation, cellular component: nucleus; Ku70:Ku80 complex. Gene Ontology annotation, biological process: double-strand break repair via nonhomologous end joining; cellular response to gamma radiation; telomere maintenance.